Messenger RNA from Gallus gallus (chicken), 4942 nucleotides. Its product is annotated as claudin-16-like. Gene Ontology annotation, biological process: bicellular tight junction assembly; cell adhesion. The record is from RefSeq and is a predicted model, not a curated record. Lineage: Eukaryota; Metazoa; Chordata; Aves; Galliformes; Phasianidae. Gene Ontology annotation, cellular component: plasma membrane; bicellular tight junction. Gene Ontology annotation, molecular function: structural molecule activity. The coding region runs from base 4107 to 4799 and encodes 230 amino acids. The transcript is spliced from 5 exons.
GGCUUCUGUAAGGCAGGAAGGACUAACAGCCCUCUCUCUCUUUUGCAUUGCAGACCCCAUGUAAAAAUAUCGUCAGCCAUCAGGGGAGAGCAGUGCUUGUAGUGUCUGCACCGUCAGGGAGAUUGGUGCUUGGUUUCCCCUCAAAACACACCUCAAAGCUACUGCAGUGAGGAUUGGGAAGGAAAAUCGUGCUUAAAAAUAUAUGUAUCUGAAGUGUGUUUUUAUAUAAAGAGCGCAGAGUUGUGUAGAAGAAUGUUUUUAUUCUUUUAGUGUAAACCUGCAUUAACUUUUCUGUGUGAUGUACGCCGUGGGAGCAGCACUGUUUGGGAUUCCUAUUUUUGUGGGUUUUUUUCAGAUAGUUUGUACUAAAAGUUGUGACUCAAUGGUAUUAAAAUAUUUCUGAUUAUGGGUGUCCUUCUGAAGUCAUCUCUUUGCCCUCUAUUCCCAACCUGAGCCUCUUCCCAUUGCUUCCAUGCCUGUGCCUUAGGGCUGAGGCCUUAUCCCUGGGCUGGGGAGUGGGUCUGGGGAGGGGGAUAAGGUUGGUGGUUUGGGCAGGGGGUUUGGGCUGAAGGUGUCUGCCUGCUGCUGGCUCCUAGGCUAGAACCACCUCCUCUCAGCCUCUUGGGAGGCACUUGAAAUAAGUGUGGCUCCUGAGAGCGGCCCACCAGGCCUUGAGCCAGUGUGAAACAGAACUUUGCAGGUAUGCCAGGGCAGGUGCUAUUGCUCAAACCGUGCUUAAAGGUUGCUUAAUUUAAGCCUAAAGCACCUAAAUCCCAUCUGACUGGCCUGGCACUGCACCCCUGUAGCCACAGCCUGGGCCCUCAGCAAGGCCCUUCCCAGACUGCGGCCUAGCGUGGGUCUGUGCCAGGGCUGCGGCCUAGUGUGGGCCCUCCCAGCCAGGCCCCAUCACCUCCCAUUCCUCAGCUCAGCCCUACAACAAAGCACUCAUUGCAGUCACCCCGCUGCUUGUGAAGGAGACCUGCAGGGUUUAAUCUCUUUUCCAAGAACUCGGGGCUGGGCUGCUCCUUGCUGUGCUAAUUGAGUUGAUUUCUGCUUUUGUGGCACCUGCUUUUCCUUGGCACUGCUGGAGGCCCAGGGGUUUUGCCCAGCUCCCCUAUCUUCCUGCAGCCCCUGGCUCACAGAUAUGUUCUAUUCUCCCCCAAAACUCUGAUUUUGGGGACUCCUGUGACACUGCCACAGGCUCAGUCCCAUGGCUCUCUGGGAUCAGCCGCCCAGGCUGCAAGAACAUAAGAGGGGGAAAAAUAGCUGAGCUGCAGAAGCAAUUACAUGUUUGGGGACACAAAGGCCCCCACUGUCCUCCAGACAAUCCCUUGUGUGUUUUGCCCAUGGCAGAGUGGAAUUAAAUAUGGGAACAGGCUGCCAGGCUUGGGAUGGCCUGCAGCCUUGCAUGCAAUGCGUGGGAUCCACUGCCAUCCAAAUCACGAAAAAGAGCACUUUAGUGGCUUUCUGUCCCCACACCCUCCCUCUUUCUAUCUUACAAAACCAUUAUGAUGCAGAUCUAAUCUUCAUCUCAUCUUCACUGACCAAGGAAAUAUUCUUAAUUAUUGAAAGACUGAUAUAUUUACCCCUCUACCUGUAUCUUUUCAAUGCCCAAAACAUUUCAACUGAGAAUCAGACAGGUGGGCGCAUUUCAUAUAUAGUAAACCCACAGAUUAGAUGAGCAGAAAAUAAAAUCAAAAUUCUUUUAUGUAUCACCAAUGCACACGUGUAGAGAACAUACCAGAAUUUCAUCCAUUUUGUGGCUAUCUAAGUAUUGUAAAUAGAAAAUUUCUGAGAUCUUAGUUGGAAAAUGAAGGUAUACAAACCCUACUGGAAGAUUUCAGCCCUAAUUCACCACUACAUGCACAGGUAUGCUCAAGAAAAGCGUUGCCAUGAGCCAAAAUACCAUUUGAAACAGGAUAAUCUGAAAUAAAGCCACAGCAAUUACUCAUGUCAGGAACCUGGGUGCCUCUGCAGGGCUGAAUCUCAAGAAUUUGCUAUUAAGGAUUGUGCAGCACUCUACAAAACCCCUGUAGUUCAGUACCGCAGAGGAUUAUUUAGAGGGGAAAAGAUAAUAAUAAAAGUACCUCUCUUAAAUAUAUCCCAUGAUUUGGAAAUACAUACAUGGAGUGUUGUUUCCCAUUCACCCAUGAGAUGAGAGCAUAGAUACGGCCGACAACCAUGGGGCACUGCUUAUGCUGGAGAUGUUCAGAGGAUGCUGCAACAAGAUGCUGUGCAAGAAAGCGGUUUUCCUGGGUAGUAAGGAACAAAGCUGAAGUAUUUGGGCAGCACGAGGCAGCUGAGGUGCUGCUUUCGAGGGUCAGCAAAAAGCCCACAAAAAUGCCUCUGGCCAAGCAGCCACGUUGUCUGAGCUGGAAACCACCAGAGAGGAGUGACUGUGCAUAAUGGCCUGGGAGCCCCCACACAGCCAGGAAAUGGACGAGUUUUACAGGCUGCAUUAAGUGCCCCUGUGAGGCUGUGUCCUUUACAGCCUUUUGCUGCAUCCCUCCCUUGAAAGCUUUGAAUUCUGGGGGUGCCAGAGAGAUGAUCACGGCCCUCUUUGAACAGAACCCCCAGGAUCUGUGAGGGGUCCCAUCAAGGUGGCUUGUUUUGCUGCCUCUGGGUUGACCUCUCUGCCAGUUUGAAACCUAUGAGAUGUCUCUGGGAGAUGGGAAAUGCUGGGCCAUUUCACAGCUGGGAACCUGAUGGAUAACACUAGGGGUUUUGAAUUACCCUCCCUGCAACAAACUGCAUUUAACUUCUUCCUCCUGCCACCUCCGUCCGUCUGCCUCCUGCGCCAGUGCAUUGGAGCCAACACACCUCAGGCCACUCACCCAUGAGCGCUGAUUAAAAGGUGUGAUUAAAGAACAGGGGACGUUUGCCCAGCACACAGAGUCCCCCACCUGGGGAGUGUUUCUCCACAUCUCCCGCAGCCCCAGCUGGUUCCCACAGGUGUCAAGAUGUGAUGUUUUUUGGAGGCCGAUCUCUGUUUCCAGCCAAUUACCAUUUAACCACGAGGCUCCCCUGUCGUGCCUUAGUACACAAAGCGCUCUGAAACACCCUGGAGAAGCAUUAAAUAGCCCAGCACAGAUGUGGGCUCACAGUGCUCUGUGGGCAUUUAAUUUCCGUUGGGCACCUCUACAUCCCAUUCAGGUGGGACUGAAUCCCACCCUGGGACUUCAGAUGUCUGCACCCCAGCGAGGUUGAGCCUGGAUGCUGUGAUGAAGUGGUUACAGCUCCAGGUGCUAAAGCAUACGGCAAUGCCAAGAUUUGGGCUGCAAAACGCACCGAAGUAGGAGUCCUCUCCAGUGGAACAUAUGAGAUAUGGUGUCCUCUGCUCAUACCUUCUGUACAAUCGCUUUCUCUGCGAAGUCCCUUCAACUCUGGCCGUGAUGGAAAUCAGAUGGUUCCAUCCCCUUUGCUCUCUGGAAAUGCUCAGCAGCACCCAAAGGCGCCCACAUUGAGCCACGGCAGCGCUCUCUCUUUGGGCUUGCUGCUUGAGAAUGGGACACCUCCAUGGGACACUCCCACGUAUUCCAGAUUGGGUGUUUUGACGCUUCAUAACUUACAAAGCAGUUACAAGGAAAGGUGGGUAAUCUUUUUGCUGAAUGAUGAAAACAUCAAGGAAGCCUUAGGAUAUCAGGAGAUACGUACGUGCUCAAAUAAUGGAGUCUGACUACAGCUGCUCUUUGACAAUAGUUUCCAAGCAGCUCUUGAUUCCCAGAGGGACAUUACUGAGGGUUAUAGAGUUAUAGAAUCAUCUAGGCUGGAAAAUGCCUUCAGGAUCACCCAGUGCGAGCAUUUUCACCUACUAAGUCCUGUCACUAAGCCCUGUCUCUUAGUGCCAUGUCCACAUGUGUCUGAAAUGCCUCCAGGGCUGGGGACUCCAGCUCUCCCCUGGGCAGCCAGUUCCAGCGCUUGACCACACUCCCUAUAAAGAAAUCCUUCCUGACAUUCCAUCUAGCCCUCCUCUGUCACAACUGGAGACCAUCUGAGCUGCUUUUAGGGAUCCAGAGCACGUUCUGGCCCAGACAGAGGACAACGUACCGGGGAGGUGGUCAGAGCAGAGGCGGGAGGCAUCUCUGUGUUCCCUUGCAGGUGUCCCCAUGAGUGCGCUCUUGCAGAUGACAGCCUUUGGUCUCACUCUCCUCUCGGCCCUAUUCCUCCUUCUUGCCACAUGCACUGACUGCUGGAUGGUGAAUGCUGAUGACAGCUUGGAGGUGAGCCACAAAUGCCGGGGCCUUUGGAGGGAAUGUGUCACCAACACGCAGGAUGGAGUGAGGACCUGUGACCAGUAUGACUCCAUUUUGGCAGACCAUCCAGUGAAGAUUGUGGUGACACGAACGCUGCUGAUCACAGCGGACCUCCUGGUGGGCCUGGCUUUGGCUACUUUGCUCCUUGGGCUCGACUGCACCAAGUUCCUCAAGGAAGAACCUCAUGUCAAACUGAAGAUGUGCUACGGGGCUGGCAUCAUCCUCGGCAUCGGGAGUAUCCUGGGUCUCGUGGGCUCCGUGUGGUAUGCAGUGGAUGUCUACGUGGAGAGGGCCAUGCUGGUGUCCCACAAUCUCUUCCUGGGGGUCCACUAUGACUUUGGGUGGUCCUGCUGGCUGGGGAUGGCUGGCUCAACGGGCUGCUUCGUGGCAUCUGUCCUGCUCACCUGCUGCCUCCAUGCCCACACAGGUCAGUCUGUGUUGUCCCGGGCUGCCCCAUCCCACAUCAAGUCCUGCAGGGAUAUACCUGCGGUGGACAACUCGGAGGGUGCAGUUGCUUCUUGCAGGCUGCAGCCAAAUGAAGGGUAGUUGGCAUUUGCACCCUGGCUGUUGGGUGGGAAGGGGGAGGGCUGCAUCAUGCCAAGCAGAGCCCCAUAGGUUCUGUGGGGGCACGGGGGAGUGCAGAAAUGCUCCACCCCCACCCAGGGCAUCUCGAGGUCCUGGUGGAGGUG